Molecule: messenger RNA, 651 nt
Organism: Saxophila tyrrhenica
Lineage: Eukaryota; Fungi; Ascomycota; Dothideomycetes; Mycosphaerellales; Extremaceae
Product: ubiquitin ligase (cullin) of SCF
Exons: 2
Coding region: 1-651 (216 amino acids)
Source: RefSeq, a predicted model, not a curated record
AUGUCUACCACCGAAGAAUCUCUUGAAAGGGUCCCCUAUCGUCCCAACUGCUCCCUCUGCACCUACUUCGCCCGACACGACCAACAACAACCCUCCGCAUCCGCACACCCAUCGAUAUACCAGCCCUCGCACCUCCCACGCCACGAAACCGACGCAGUCUGGGACUUGCUCCGCGAAGCGGUAGCCCAGAUCAUCUCUAACCCCUCCUUUCUGGACCAUCGCGACUACAUCUCGCUCUAUAAUACCAUCUAUAACUUCUCCUCCCGUCCGGCAGAUACCGGUGGAGGAGCUGCGCAUCAUUACGCGCACGAGUUCCUCGAGUUCCUUUACCUCCGCCUAGAUGAGACUUUGACGGCGUAUGUUGAGGGGGUGAAGGAGGUCUUGGCGCUGGAGGGGGACGAUGGGGCACUGCUAGACUUCUACGGGGAAACGUGGCGGAAGUUUCGGGAGGGGGCGAGGGUUAAUGCGAGUUUGUUCUCUUCUGUGCACAGGGGGUGGGUGGAGAAGAGGUUUGAACGAAGCAUUGGAGCUCUGGGAAUUGAGGGCUUACAUUUCAUGCGGUGGAAGAAGGGGCUGGGUGUGGAUGGGGAGGACUCGGUUGUGAGGGCAGCGCUGCGGAGAGCGGAGGGGAAGCGGGACGUGACUGCGUAG